Molecule: messenger RNA, 3145 nt
Organism: Rattus rattus (black rat)
Lineage: Eukaryota; Metazoa; Chordata; Mammalia; Rodentia; Muridae
Gene: Amigo3
Product: adhesion molecule with Ig like domain 3
Exons: 1
Coding region: 804-2330 (508 amino acids)
Biological process (GO): brain development
Molecular function (GO): protein binding
Source: RefSeq, a predicted model, not a curated record
CUCUGUCCUGGAUAGGGAGGGCGCAUGGGUGUUAGGAAGGCUUUGAGCCUAUAUGGAAAUUAUCUCCAUGUGGGGAGAGGUGACCCCCCGGAGGUCUCAUUAUUAUGCCUUCAUUCUUCCCACCUUACUGCUUACCAACCCUUUCAAGUUCUGGGUCCCACAUGACCUGUAUAUCAGUCUAAAGAGAAAGGUGCUUGCUACCAAAUAUGACAAGUUGAAUCUGAUUCCCCAGAAUAGGAGAAAAACCACUCACAAGUUGUUGUCGGACUUCUGCAUGUGCACCCACGUACACACAAAUAAGCAAGCCUAAGGGGAGGGGUGAGGAUUCCACCUGCCCCAUUAUACACGAAUCUAAUCCUUCAAGAACUGAAGACAUUCUCCCCUAAGUCCUUCUGCUCUUCAAGAGGGAAGUCAGGCUUCCAUUCAAGCAAACUGGGACACUGGAGCCCUCUGCUGGUCACACUGGCUUCUCAAGUGCCAAGGGGCAUGGCUGCUCCACCCCUUAACAGCAGGAGCCAAUGGGAACGUGGGUCCCCGCCCCUGAGCGGUCAUUUCCUUGCUAGUACUUAGGAUCCAGUCAGAAAGCUCUUGGAGAAGCUAGCGGAGCUAGAAGGGCUGCGGCCCCACCUCACAACCCCAGACCAGAAGAGCAGGAAAAGCCAGGCUGGGCAGGUGGAGCCAGCAUUGUGCCUCUCAAGCAAUGGGCCAUAGGGACCCACGAUCAGCCUGUAUAGAAGUAGGUGAGUCUUGGAGCUACUGACCUGCACUGAGCUGUCCCCAUCUCCUCUCUGGUGGCCACUGCCAUGGCCUGGUUGGUGCUACUGGGUUUACUACUGUGCAUGUUGGGGGCUGGAUCAGGCACUUCAGAUUUGGAGGGUGUUCUGCCCCCUGCUCCCCACAACUGCCCCAAUAAAUGUGUCUGUGCUGCCGAUGUGUUGAGUUGUGCGGGCCGUGGGUUACAGGACUUGCCGGCAGCACUGCCUGCCACUGCUGCAGAACUCGAUUUGAGCCACAAUGCACUCAAACGCCUGCACCCGGGGUGGCUGGCGCCCCUCUCCCGGCUGCGUGCCUUGUACCUAGGCUACAAUAAGUUGGAUGUCCUGGGCCGUGGUGUGUUCACCAACGCCAGUAGGCUGAGGAUACUCGAUCUGUCCUCUAACCUGCUGAGGAGACUCCGUACCUAUGACCUGGAUGGACUGGAGGAGCUGGAGAAGUUACUUCUGUUCAAUAACCGCCUGAUGCACUUGGACCUGGAUGCUUUCCAGGGCCUGAGCAUGCUCAGCCACCUCUAUCUCAGCUGCAACGAACUCUCCUCUUUCUCUUUCAACCACCUGCACGGCCUGGGGUUAACCCGCCUACGCACUCUAGACCUCUCCUCCAACUGGCUGGGCCAUGUCUCCGUCCCUGAACUGGCUGCACUGCCCACUUUCCUCAAGAAUCGGCUCUACUUGCACAACAACCCACUGCCCUGCGACUGCAGCCUCUACCACCUGCUCCGGCGCUGGCACCAGCGGGGCCUAAGUGCUCUGCACGACUUUGAACGUGAGUACACAUGCUUGGCCUUUAAGGUGGCAGAAUCCCGAGUGCGCUUCUUCGAGCACAGCCCGGUCUUCAAGAACUGCUCCGUGGCUGCAGCUCCAGGCUUAGAGCUGCCCGAGGAAGAGCUGCACGCACACGUGGGCCAGUCCCUGAGGCUCUUCUGCAACACCACAGUGCCUGCUGCACGAGUGGCCUGGGUUUCCCCGAAAAACGAGCUGCUGGUCGCGCCAGGCUCCCAGGAUGGCAGCAUUGCUGUGUUGGCGGAUGGCAGCCUAGCCAUAGGCAGGGUGCAAGAACAGCACGCAGGCCUCUUUGUGUGCCUGGCAAGUGGGCCCCGCCUGCACCACAACCAGACGCUUGAGUACAAUGUGAGUGUGCAUAAGCCUCGCCCCGAGCCGGAGGCUUUCAACACGGGCUUCACCACACUGCUGGGCUGUAUCGUGGGCCUGGUGCUGGUGCUGCUCUACCUGUUCGCACCACCCUGUCGUGGCUGCUGCCGCUGUUGUCGGCGGGCCUGCCGCAACCGUUGCUGGCCCUGGGCAUCCAGUCCACUCCAGGAGCUGAGUGCACAGUCCUCCGUGCUCAGCACUACACCACCAGAUGCACCCAGCCGCAAGGCCAGCGUCCACAAGCAUGUGGUCUUCCUGGAGCCGGGCAAGAAAGGCCUCAAUGGCCGUGUGCAGCUAGCAGUAGCUGAAGACUUUGAUCUGUGCAACCCCAUGGGCUUGCAACUCAAGGCUGGCUCUGAGUCAGCCAGUUCCACAGGCUCAGAGGGUCUCAUGAUGAGCUAGACUGCCUGGGAGUCCCCACGCAGGCCAUAGGCCUCCUGCUGCUUGCCGUUGCUGCUGCGGUCUAGAGAACUGGCAUGCUGGUGGGACGUACUGUGCCUGGUCCCACAACUGCAUGUGAUCUGUACUGGAACAGUUCUUCUCACUGGUAAAGGGGUUGAGACCCCCUCACUUGCUUCUUGCUCUGCCUAGCUCAGGACAAGGCCUCAGACUACUACAGCCUGCUUCCCCUAGGACCUCAGAGUGGCCAAAUGUCCCAUUAAGAUUAUAGACCAAGCCAAUCUGGUGAGAGCCCUUGUAUCAGAGUCCUGGGACCACCCCCAGGAGUUAAUGCAGACAUCAGGGUGUGUAUGGAAAAGUCAAACAUACACCGCCCCGCCCCGCCCAAGGCGGGAGAUGGCAGUUCGGGAGACCCAGCUCCCACUCUAUGACGGAAGGAGGAAAUGAGCCCUCUACCUUCUGAAGAGGAACCAGUCUACUGCCUCCGGCCUCCUGAAGGCUGAAAGUCUCCUGUGGAGUCUGGUGGGCAUGCAUCCCUCCUACAGGACGCCCUGCUGUCUUCAGCCAGAGGCAGAUCCAGUCCCUUGGGCUCAUAACCCAGCAGGAAAAAGCACAGAUAGGUGACGAGUCUGGCUCUGGAGAGCAGAGGCCUCGCAAGGACUGGCACUCAACCUAAUGGCUAAACAGAACCCUCAGUCCGUGCCUCUGGCACUCCCACUGCAGGUGGUGAAGAUGGUCCGAGCCUCUCCCAUGAUGAGCUGACAGCUCUGUCCUAGAUGACUGCUAAGGCAUUUUGUAAUAAAAGUGGUUCAUGCUCA